GAUUGUAGUACUACAGGAAAAAAUGUAAACAAUGAAGAAGAAGAGGUCAGCUGACUUAGCUAAGCUAGUCAGUUUACCAGCGAGCAGAAAGUAGCAAUAGCUUCUACAGGAGAAAAUAAAUAACGUAAUAUAUGAAAAGGAUUAUUGUCAAGCGGAUUAGAAUAUUUUGACGUUGUAUAGCUGCGUUAAUUAAAGGUGAGGUUCUAAUAACAGUAUGAAAGGUUUGUACUGCCGAGCUGGUGAGAGUGAUGCUGAGCCCAAGUUCGUCAUUCAGGAAACGAGUCUUCCAGAGGUUUUAGGCAGCCAUCUGGUCCGAGUUCAGGUAAAGGCAUGUGGACUAAGCCCAGUGGACUUCAAGCUGCUUGAGGACUUGGGGAUCCAGAGAGACCUAAUUCCUGUCGGCAGAGAGGUGGCCGGGGUCGUCAUGCAAGUGGGCGACAAGGUCUCUUUCUUCCAGCCGGAGGAUGAGGUUGUAGGCAUUCUGCCUCUGGACUCUCCCUGCUCUGGACUCUGUGAUGUCAUUGAAAUAGAUGAACACUAUUUAGUUCAGAAGCCAGAGAAGCUCAGCUCGGUGUGUGUCGCAGGAGCUCUGCGUGACGGCCUGUGUGCUCACACUGCUCUACACACACACGCUCGCAUGGCAGCCGGACACACACUCCUGGUCAUGGACGGAGCCAGCUCUUUUGGCCUUAUGUGCAUCCAGUUGGCUUGUCACCACGGAGUGAAGGUUUUAACGACAUCCCACUCGCCACAAAAACACACAUUCCUGGAGCAGCUUCGGCCCAGCGUAGGUGUUCAGGAUCCUUUAGUAGUUAAGGUUAUUCCAGUUUAUAACGGCUCAUCAGACCUGCUGCCAGUGGUUUUGGAGGAGACAGGAGGACUGGGAGUGGAUAUAGUCAUAGAUUCUGGAGUACGUCUGCACGAGGAAGAGUCAGAGAAGACAAAGCUCCUCCCACACAAACAUGACAUCAUCAGUGUGCUGGGAGUCGGGGGCCACUGGGUCACAUCCCACAAAGACCUGCAGUUGGAUCCUCCAGAUUGCAGAUUCCUGUACUUAAAAUCCGCCUCUUUGACUUUCCUCAACCAUGAAGUGUGGACGGCUUCGUCGGCUCAGCAAGGACGAUACCUCCAUAUUCUGAAGGACAUUGUGGAGAAGAUGUCAGCUGGAGUUCUCAGACCUCAGCCUGAAGAGACGGUCCCUCUCUAUGAAGCCACGGUUACCAUGGCGACUGUCCAGCGUCACCAGAAGAAAAAGGCUGUUAUUCAACUCUGACCACAGCACUCGUCUGAGAUGGGCCUGAAACCUGCCACAGCACGCAUCAUUACAGGCAGACGACAUCAGCCUUCUGUCUGUCUGGGCUAGCACCUCCAGUUCACCUAACCUGCUUGACUUGAAGCUGCAGGAAGAAUCCAUUUUCUUCUGGUUCUGAAGAAACGGUUCUAACCAACGAGCCAGCGCGGUUCCUCCAAACACAGACACCUUUGACCCCAUUCUGAAUAUGUAUGAUUUCAUGUGGCUCACGUUAAAGCCUGUCUGGUCAUUAUUCAUUACUUUAUAUUUCUUUGAGAAUAAUCCACAACACUUCAUUUGACUCCAUCAACUACACAUUUUAUCACAUAAAGACGACUGCACUACUUGCUGUCGGUGUAACUGGUGUGAUGCAAAGUUUUGCUUAUCAUCCAAAUGUACAAAUAAUUAUAAACAGGAACUGGAAUUAAAGUCGCUGUUAGAAGGCAUGUUGUGUAAUGUUGCGCUUUUUGUCUUCUGUACUUUGUAAUUACUUGAAUCUGAAACUAAUUCAACUUCUGAAUGGAAAUGAUCGAGAACUGUACAUUUUUU
Perca flavescens (yellow perch) is the source of this 1840-nucleotide messenger RNA. It is a transcript of the gene cryzl1, whose product is annotated as crystallin, zeta (quinone reductase)-like 1. NCBI's taxonomy places the organism in Eukaryota, Metazoa, Chordata, Actinopteri, Perciformes, Percidae. The record is from RefSeq and is a predicted model, not a curated record. Gene Ontology annotation, molecular function: oxidoreductase activity. Bases 215 to 1273 code for a protein of 352 amino acids. The transcript is spliced from 14 exons.